Messenger RNA from Xenia sp. Carnegie-2017, 2223 nucleotides. RefSeq lists its product as uncharacterized. Lineage: Eukaryota; Metazoa; Cnidaria; Anthozoa; Malacalcyonacea; Xeniidae. Gene Ontology annotation, molecular function: protein binding. The record is from RefSeq and is a predicted model, not a curated record. The transcript is spliced from 5 exons. Bases 83 to 1990 code for a protein of 635 amino acids.
CUGUAGCCUUAUACAAUACACGUCAAAAGAACUUUGAUUAUCAGAAGCUCAAGUUGAGCUACUUCCUUCAAGAAAUUUAAGCAUGUCGGAAUCAUCAGAGUACAAAUUAGCACAAACUAUCAUUUGGAGUAACCGGAAAUAUUUGCUGAAGGAAUUCGUACAAAGUUUCACUCUUCCUCAAGUCGUCUUAGUGAAGGAUGGCUACUGUGGCGAAGACGAAAAAACGACAUUUGGCAGAGAUCAAAUUUUGACACUACAUCAACUUCGGGAAACGAAUACAAUCGUUUGUCAAACAGCGAAAGAAAGAUUUAUACUUUUGCCGUCAAAAUGUGAAGUUAAAGCGCAAGUGUUGCCGAUGAAUUUCAACGAUGUAAGCAUGACAAUGAAGCAUUUAAUUGAAACAUAUAAAAAGAUAAAAUAUGCACGAGUGGUGGAAGUUGGUGCAAAUUGGAGCGAUGAUCCAAAAAGUUCAUUAGAAGAAAACGAUACACUUGAAAUAAAGAAAAUCGAACAGAAUUCAGCCGGAUUCAGAUGUAAAAAUUUAUCAGCCAAUCAUGACACCUUCAUACCAUCAAACGACUUAGCUAAGUUUGUACCUCUGUCAGACCCAAAGUACUACACUUUGACCGAGAUUAAAACAAAACUUGGCUUCCCAGCUAAGAUAUGGUUCACAGAUGAAAGCAAUAAUGACGUAACUUUUUCCUCGCCUGAUUCAAGACAUUCCAGAACAAAUUUAUGUAAAUUAGAACGACUGACAGUUGUUGAAGAAAUUCAAGAAAGUGAUUUAAUUGUUACCACAGUAUGUUCAAGUCUAGAAGAAAAGGUUUGCCUGAACGUUCCAACUGAACUCAACAUCAAAGUUACAGUAGCUGAAGGCUUUCUCAAAGGUAGCAAGACCUAUGCCACAGUUGUGAAAACUUUGGACAAAGAGCUAUACAAGACUGAUCUCAAAGCAUUUAAAGACCUGGACGUUUAUCAACAUGUGCAUGCUGUCAAGAAACACAUGCAAGACAGAACAGUUAUAAUAGGGCGAGCGUCUACGAAAGUCGCCGAACAUGCCCGGCAGCAGUUGCAAAAACAUGAAAAAACAAAGAGUGAUAAAGCACCAAAAGCACAAUCCAGAUCUUCAUCAAUGUCAGGAAAUAUGACUCCACCAAAUGUUGCGCCGAAGUUAAAACCAAAAAAAUCGACAAAAUCAGAUAAUUUACCGAUUUUACAAGAUGAGGACAAUUAUACUUCCUUAGAUCCUACCUAUUCAUCAGUCAAUGACGCUUACGAACCUCUCCAGCCAAGCACUGAAUCUUUAAUAAACAUAAAACAAGGGCAGAAUACAAAACCUGGGAAAGAAACGAACUCAUAUGAUAGAAAAUAUGCUGUCCUAGAAAAAGAUUCAAGUGAAGAUAAGCAUUCGUACGAUUAUAUUGAACCUGAAAGACUCCGUAAGACUGAUACUCCACCAAGAGUACCGAAAAAACCAAAGAAUUUGGACAUGUGGCGAAAACGAACAGAAACCGAUGGAGCACAAAAAAAUCAAGGAAAGCCAUCGAUAUUACAAGAACCACAUGUUCGACGAAAAACACAUGGCAGCAGAUCAGAUAUUCAAAAAAUACCUUUGCCACCUCUGCCACCUCUGCCAGAAAAGUUUCCUAAAGUUAUCCCACCAAAUCCACCGAAGGAAGAUGACAAAACAAUUGCACACAAGAACGCGUUAACAACAAAUACCGCCGACGAUAACGACAAAGAAGCAAUAUACGAGGCAGUGUCCCGAUAUCCUCAAGAUUUGUCCAGUUUAACUAUAGCUGACGUCAGUCAACUACUGAAUUAUUUAGGAUUGAAAGGUCACGUCGAAACCUUUAAAAAUGAGAUGAUUGAUGGAUCAAUGUUGAUAACUAUGGAUAAAGAGUCUCUGGAGUUUCUUAACGUAAAACCUUUUUACAUUAAUAAGUUGUUGCGUUUUAUUGGUGGCUGGCGUCCUAAUGUUGGUAAAUAAGAAAGUUUUUCAAUGUACAGUUGUUGCAUAGAUGUUAAAAGUAACUUUUCCAUAAAAUUAUGUGAGCAUAAAUGAGUUUUUAGCAAUCACUCAGUCUAAUAAGUCUUUUAUAUACUUUAGUGCACUUUUAGAAAGAUAAACUUUAAUUUUUUCUUGUAAUUCAAUCACAUAUAGAUCAUUGCCUACAGAUGUAUACAAUCAAGUCAAUAAACACAACGUCUUAAAGUAUAAAA